CCAGCCCAAGGUUUCCCCGCAGGUGAGCAGGGCGCUGGCAGCCUGUUCCCCCUCUUCCUGUUGGACCGAGGCCUCUCCCCCCGAGAGCUGGGGCUAUGGAAUGGAGUGGGGGCUGCGGCCUGCUCCGUCGCAGGCUCGGCCCUGGGCGGGGCCCUGCUGGCCAGGCACUGGCAGCCGCUGCCCCUGCUGAGGGCGGCGCUUGGGUGCCGCCUUGGGGGCUUGGCCGGCCAGACAGCCCUGCUCCUCCACCUGGACACACCUGGGGCCAGUCCGGGCCCUGGCACAGUCCCCAGAGGGGCGGCCCUGCUGAGCCUGUGCCUGCAGCACUUCCUGGGGGGCCUGGUCACCACGCUGGCGUUCACCCUGAUGAUGCGCUGCAGCCGGCUGGCGCCCGGUGCCCUUCAGGCCACACAUUACAGCCUCUUGGCCACACUGGAGCUGCUGGGCAAGCUGCUGCUGGGCGCCCUGGCGGGCGCGCUGGCCGACGGCCUGGGCACGCGCUGCUGCUUCUUCGCCUUCGUGGCCCUCACGGCUGUGCCGCUGCUGCACCUGCGCCUCGCGCCGGGGGCCCCGGGCUGAGCGUCAGCGGGCCCGCGGCUCCCGGGACUGGACUGGCCAGCAGGGGCAUUAAACGUUACGUCAGCGUGAA
Messenger RNA from Condylura cristata (star-nosed mole), 649 nucleotides. It is a transcript of the gene SLC33A2, whose product is annotated as major facilitator superfamily domain containing 3. The record is from RefSeq and is a predicted model, not a curated record. Lineage: Eukaryota; Metazoa; Chordata; Mammalia; Eulipotyphla; Talpidae. The annotation marks the transcript as partial. The transcript has 4 exons. Gene Ontology annotation, cellular component: membrane.